AUUAGGCCGAGCUCAAUCUUCAGUACAACGUCAGCGCCGUGCCGUGAUGUACACCUUCGUCCUGCUGUGCACCGCCGUUGGCAUUGCGACGGCUGCCGGAUCCACCACCGAAACAGCGGCUUGUGCCAGCGAGAGAAGUAAAGUGUGCCUUGUAAAGUCGCUCAACGAUGGAUCUGAAUGGCCGGAUCUGGCCAACAGAACCCAGCUGCAGGUGGCCAGCGGGCACCUUAAAAUGCUGUCGCGUCCGAUGACCGACCGGAUGGAGAAACUUCGUACGCUGCAGCUCGAAGGACUGCAGCUGGAGAGUGUGUUCGUGCGGGCAAACUUUGAGGAGCUCCGGCUGAGUGGCAACAGGAUCGUGAACCUGUCCACCGACGGCCGGGUCAGUGCUUCAUCGUCAGCGCACCGCCUAAAGGUGCUCGAUCUGCGCUCGAAUCGCUUCGCGAACGUAUCGCAGCUAGCCCCGUUCCGGAAGCUGGUGGAGCUACGGCUCGAUGGCAACGCCAUCUCGGUGCUCGAGAUGGGUCCGUUCCAAGGGAUGACCGGGCUGCGGUGGCUGUCGGUGGCCGGCAACCGGAUCGCUAGUGUCGUGCCGGUCCCAUCGCCACCGCUCGAGCUCGGUGAGCUCGUCCACCUAUCGUUGGCCUCCAAUCAGCUGCAGGUGCUCGAAAUGGGCACGUGGCAGUUGCCGUAUCUAGAGACCUUGCUCCUGGACGACAAUCAACUGGUCGAACUGGCAGGGCUCCAGAAUUUCGAGCAGUUUGUGAGUCUCGCCCGACUCAAUCUGGUCGGUAACCGGUGGAGCUGCCCGUGGCUGACCGGGGCACUAGCGGACGCCGGCACCAUCGUGAUCGACCGCAGCCAGGUGGACUGUUCGUUCGAGCAGGUGGCCGGCGUAUGCUGUCAAUUCGCGGCGGCCACCCCCGGGAGCGCGGAGCAGCCGUUUGUGGCCGAAACACGGAUCGCCCGCGAGAAGAUGCGCACGAUCGAAGCCCUUCAGGAACGGCUCCCGCGCGAGUGGGAUCUGUUGGUGGAGCGGUUCGAGGUCAAACUCCAGGACCAGCUGAACAAAGCGCUGGCCGCCGGUGCACCGGUCACCCGAAAGGAUGUCGAGAAGUUGCGGGGCGAACUGGCGACCCUAGUCGAACACGCCAAGGAACUGGAGGCCACGAUGGCCCAAAAAGUACAGAACGAGAAGCGAUUGGUUCAUUUUAUGAUCGACAUGAAAAACCGACUACUCGGCCAGGCCAUCGAAACGGACGCGCUGGUGGCACAGUGGGGCAGCGAAUGGAUCGAGCUGACCCGGCGCUUUAACUAACCGACGACAAGUUUAUUAAUAAACGAAAAAGAUUCACAAGAAAUCCGUGUUCGAUUCGCCGUUGUCUUCGCUUAUUUGGGCGAGGAAUUCGAGCAGGGCUUCCACCUUCCGUUCGAGUUUUUCGGUGACACGUGCCUGGAGCGUGCUGCUCUGGGCGACGGCUCGGUCCAGCAGCUCCCGAAUGCUGUCCAUGUCCUUCGACUGUCGCUCCAGCACGGCCUGCUGUUUGUAGGCCUUAUCGGUGUAGAGUUGCAUUUGCUGCGUGCUUUGCUGCAGCAGUCCCCGAAGCUCCUUCAGGGCCGUCUCGUGCGCCACGCUGGUCUGGUGCCAGCUGCUCCCCAAGGUUGUGUUUGCGUCCGCCAAUUGUGUGCCAUUCCAGCGCUCGUUGAUCGCGUCCCGUACCUGUUCGAUCUGGUCCCUCAUCCGUGACUCGAGCCGGCUUACGUCGUCGUCCUUUAGUUCGUCGACUGUCACGGCCAACGACUUGAGUGCGGUGUCCGUCCGGUUCUGACGCUCCAGCAGAUCCUCGAGCCGACCGGACAGUGUGUUGUGGUGUGCCUCGAUCAAGCGCACGGUGGCGUUGGCACUCUCCAGAAGCGUGCGGUUCAGGUUGGUGAUGUUCUUCGACAGAGCGCCAAUCUCGGACCACUUGCUGUCGUACACGUCCAUCGCGCCCGGUGCAACCUUCUCCGAGGUGCAACAGUGCCGGCCCAUGCGCGUCAGCUUUUCCUCCUCGCAGCGUCCGGCCGGGUCCUGGUCGAGCGUAAAGCGCUGAUCCGGCACUUCCAUUGCGUAUAGGUUCUGCACCAACAGCCAGUCACAGUUCCAGCGAUUGCGGGCCACCUCAACGUGCGCCAGGGCCGGGAACUGAUCCAACUUUCCCUCCACCCAGUUCAGCCCGUUCGCGGUCAGGUUCAGGUCCGCCAACGAUGCGAACUCCCAGUGCUGCAUGUCCAGUGCGAUGAGAUCGUUUCCGGCGAACGACAGGCUGCGCAGCUUGUCUAGCUGUAGCGGAGCGCUCUGCGGGGCGAGCACCACCGUGGUCAGCUGGUUGUGGGCCACCGACAGCACCCGCAGUUCGGCUAGUUUGCCGAACACCCCCAGGUCGAGGGUGGUGAGCUGGUUGUGGUCCAAAUUCAGGACCCGGAGCUGCACGAACCGACUGACCACCGUCAGGGCCGUGAGUCGAUUGUUCGACAGCUGCAGCGUCCUGAGACCGAACGAGGUGCCGUUAUCGUCGUUGUCCACCACCAACGACUCGAUGGCAUUCCCCACCGCCGACAGGUGCAUGAGUUUCGGACCGACAAACAAACUCUGGACUCCCAGUCGGUCCAGCGUCAAGUCGUUCACGUCCGGCCACUUCUUCAGCAGGGCACGCGUGACGUGCGGUAUGCGUCCCGACUCGACCAGAAGGGAUCCUUUGAUCGGACCAAACCGGGCGUCGCCGAUGGCGGCAUCCGUCUCCAGCACCAGCUCCUCGAUUUGGCACUCGGUUCCCCGCGAUUGGCAGAAGUA
This is a messenger RNA of Anopheles bellator, 2833 nucleotides long. RefSeq lists its product as uncharacterized. Gene Ontology annotation, molecular function: protein binding. Gene Ontology annotation, cellular component: extracellular matrix. The record is from RefSeq and is a predicted model, not a curated record. The transcript is spliced from 2 exons. The coding region runs from base 47 to 1318 and encodes 423 amino acids. Lineage: Eukaryota; Metazoa; Arthropoda; Insecta; Diptera; Culicidae.